This is a messenger RNA of Exophiala viscosa, 1325 nucleotides long. RefSeq lists its product as uncharacterized. The transcript has a single exon. Lineage: Eukaryota; Fungi; Ascomycota; Eurotiomycetes; Chaetothyriales; Herpotrichiellaceae. Bases 368 to 1150 code for a protein of 260 amino acids. The record is from RefSeq and is a predicted model, not a curated record.
GUGACAUCGGCAUCCAUCAAAUACACCUUCAACAAUUGCAAAUGGAAGAGCUGAUCCAUUGGCCUUAGGCAGCUCGAUUGAACAAGGCAGUCUCUGUGACAGCGCGGACUGAGGGGCAGUGAAGUGAUUGAUUGUAGGUACCCAGCAGUUAUCAACUUCACGUGCUUGUUACUGCCUCCAUGUUAAUUACCUUGAGUAUGUUUCUUUUUGUAUUUAUGCUUGUCUUUCGGUGAUCGAGUCUUUCUUCCUGUUCAUCCUGUGCACUCUCACAUGGUGUUCGCGCGAUUGAAUCCUCUGCCGUCUCAAGCACAAAAGAGCUCUUUCUCCUCUUCCACCCAAGCCAUCAUUCCUUUGGAUCGCCGACAUCAUGGCUACAGAUCCACCGACCAUCGCAGACCCUCUGCGUUUGUCUGUUGUAUCUUCACACGCCUCGUCGUCCUCUUCACUGAGUGCCCUAGCAAAGUUUGACAUAUUCUCUGAUGAGCGACUUACCGCAACAAAUGGGCUGUCUGGAUUCUGCACUCCCCUUUCCUCCAACGCCGAUACCGCGGAGUCUUCUGUCAGUGAGGGGACUUUGGAUCUCCGUAAAGACCUCGAUCAGAAGCUGGAAGCGCUGGUCCUUGCUGAAGAGACAUCUCCGCCCUUCCAAAGCCACGCCAACGAAUCUGCUAUCGAAGCAGCAUCAGCCUUUAAGAGUCCCAUCGCCGGGUUCGAAUGUGCCUUUGGCUUCACCGGACUCUUUCAAGAACCUUCCGCACCUCCAAAAGCCAAAGCGGCUUUCCUUGUUGCUCUUAAGGCUGAGAUCGAAGGCAUCGGCAAGAUCCAGAGUGGUCUCCAAGCCUACCAACUCGCCAUCAAUUCUCGCAAAUAUCAUACCUUCAGCACCCGCUUCCUCAUCGGACAGAACACCGCUACAAUCAUCACACUUGACCAGUUGGAUCAGAUCGUGCUGCACCUGAAGAAAGUUGAAGAGGAGGUUCAAAAGAUCGAACACGAAGACACCGAGGUCGAGCAGGGGCUUUUCGAGGCAUUCAGACAUGCACAACCAUGGGUGGCACGUACUCGAGCCAUCUUGAUCCAUUCGCACGUCUUCUACAAGAUCAAUUUUGUCCUGGCCAGCGAGAAGAAGACCACUCGAACCACCACUUGAUCACGACCCGGAAUCUUCUAGGACCAAAUGGAGAGGAGAGUACUAGUUGUUCGUCUUAAAGCUCGAAAAGCGUGCGAACGGGCUGGCGACCGACGCCUUGUAAUUGAAAAUGAAGAGUGCAUACCGACGGCAAGCUUCCAGUACCUAGAUAGUCAAUGGAAAAGCUCCUGUAUUG